AGCAACGAGUGAGGGUCACGGCAGCUCCUCGUAAACUCUGCCAAUGUGAUGGUGAAAAGUGACUAAAUAGCUCCAGUGUGCUGACCUUAAUGGUGCUGUGACUAUGUGUUAAGGAAGACUGUGUGAAACUUCAAUUAACGAGGCAAGAUGGUGGAUCAGCAACAAUUCUGUCUGCGGUGGAACAACCACGGGUCAACCCUGGUGGCCGUGUUUGAGAAUCUUCUGGCCAGCGAGUCCUUAGUGGACGUCACCCUUUUUGCGGAGGGAAAGCUCUUCAAAGCCCACAAAGUAGUCUUAUCCGCGUGCUCGCCAUACUUCCAGACGCUGUUUGCUCAAACUAUAGAUAAGCACCCAAUUGUGAUAUUGAAGGAUGUCAAACAUGUCGAGCUCAAGGCCUUAUUGGACUACAUGUACCGCGGAGAAGUCAACGUGUCACAGGACCAGCUUGGACCGUUGAUAAAGACUGCCGAGUCCCUGAAGAUCAAGGGCCUCGCAGACGGUAGCAAUAAGGCUGAGGGAGGAGACACCAGGUCCUCGCACCCUGCCGGCCAUGAUGUCCCCAAGACCGAAAACUCCCUCGAUAGCAAGUCUGGCCGCUCAAGCCUGGAUGCCUUCCCCACGCCUCCAGUCUCUGUCCCCUCAGUGUUGUCUACGGUGCUGACCAUGCCUCCAGCACUCAGUUUGGCUUCCUCAACUCUGGUUCCUCCUAUAAAAUUACCCAACUUAGCGACGACAACGGUAACAGAUCCCACCCCCCGAGAAGACGGCGACUCGCCCCAUACAAAGCGAAGAAAGAGAAUGCGGCGGAAGUCGGGAGAAGGCGGGGAUAGCGGAGAUAGCGAUGGCAGGUCCUCAGGCUCACCAGGAGAUGGCAUCCAUCUACCACGUAUUCCUGCAACUAUAACGCCUAUUGCAGCUCUACAUACUAACCGUGACCAGCACCAGCAGCACAAAGAACGUGAGAGAGAGAUCGAAAGGGAAAGGGAAUGGGAACGCGAGCGGGAACGUGAGCGCGAACGUGAACACGAAAGAGAACGAGAGCGAGAGAGGGAACGGGAAAGGGAACGAGAACGAGAACGAGAACGAGAGAGGGACUUACGAGAACCACUGAGAGUAAACAGUCCUUCGCCCGAAAACCUGGUCGGGUCGUCGAGAGGAGACAGCCACCUGGAUAUCCCUCGGUCGUCCCCCGCCAGUCGUCCGGACUCCGAUCCCCGUUCGAGUAGCCCGAGUAAAGCCCUGUCACUCCUUGUACGACAAGACGAUAACAGCAGCGAUGGAAACCACCAGUCGGACGAUGAAUACGAUGAGAGGAACCAUGACCGUCCAAGCCAUGACCAUAUGCCUGACACGCCUGGGCCUUCCACCUCACGCCUCUUGACCGACGACGCUCCACACACACCAAGUUACAUGUGGCCGUACCCACCCGACACGUCAGCCAGCGAUGAGUCCUCUUUCCCCUCGCUAGAAAAUAAUCAAGAUUACUUGCGUGCUUAUAACCUUGUGAGAGCUGGUUUCCCUGGCCUGUUGCCCUCCCGGAUGUCUACAGACAUCCUGGCCCGUCCCCCUCCUAUUGGCCUUCCUCUACUCCUCAAAGGCCGAGAGAAAUCCAGCCCCAAAUCCAUGCUGGGUUACCCCUUCUCAGAAACUCCUAAACAGUUUGCGUGCGAGAAGUGUGGCCGCACUUAUGCAUCAACAGGUAACUUAAAACGGCACAAGAAAUAUGAGUGUGGUGUUGAACCUCAGUUUUCCUGUCCAAUCUGCAAGAAAAAGUUCCAACAUCGUCACAGUGUAAAGAUCCAUGUUUUCUCCACACAUCGUAAUGAGGCGGGAGAAGGUGGCCCAAAUGAUGCUCCUAAAGAUUCUCCUGCUUUGUUCCCUACUUCUGAAGGAAUGGCUGCCGUUGGCUCUGGUCCAUGUAAAGAUGAGUUUUUCCCAAUCCCGCAGGAAGCCAAUGCCCCAACAACACAAAAUCAAGAUGGGUAGAUUUUGACUGAUUGAGGCUAUGACAGAGUAGGAAAAUAAUUACAAAAGUAUUAUUUACCAAGACAGAUUUAUUCUAGAAUGUGCCUGAACGCCCUUUAAUGCUCAGGGGUUAGAGAAAUGUAUCCAAAAGUUUUAUGUAAAUGAAUUUAACCUUCUGAGCAUUAUAAGGAUUCAGAUGUGAGAAUGAGGUGGGAGCCAGAACAUCUGGGGAAAGAAAAUAAAGCUUUCAAUGAAAUGUAUCCAAUAAACUAGAUUAUUUUUCUUGAUUUGGAGUGGUAAAUAGUAAGUUGUUAGUUAAUGAUUCUAAGCCGAAGAGUUCACACAGACUGGGGGAAUAUAUAUGUAUCCAGUAUGAUUUACUCAAGAAACCUCAUGCCUGUCUGUGAUGUAAUGUUGAAACAUGUGUUAUCUAUUGUUGAUUUCCUCAUAACAAUAUUGAUGGACAGCCAUUGUGAAAAAAUAAUGGAAAUGUGUGCCAGUUACCCCCUCUGUAUUUUGGUCUGUGUGUACUGUAUGCAUGCAUUGCCAAAGUGAAGUAUAGAAUAGGAAAACCAAUAAUAAGCUGUUUAAUUAUUAAAUAUUCAUUGAUUAGAGAAGCAUCAUCUCUUUAAGAAGAGUUGAUGCUCCCAUAUCCACAUUUCCAUACAUGCUUCACUCUUGGCAGUGCAUUUUGAUAAAUGUAUUAUAUGUGUAUGAUCAUCAGUUGUUGUCUGGUUGAGAGUGCUGUGGGAAGAGGUGACGUAUAUCACCAAGGAAGGCUCUAUAGCCAAAGGGAUGUUUGAGGCAUUAUUUAUCAUAAGUUGUUUCCACUUCCAUGUCGAUAUUUGCAAAGUAAUCAAGACCAACAAAUCAUUAUGCAAACACCCCACUGGUUAUGCUACUGGAAAAUGAAUACUACCCUUAUUUUUAAGCAGUAUGAACAUUUAAACAAAAAUAAUCAGAGUAUUAUGGGCAGUACAGGACAGGAUUUUGAAAUUGUUUGACUAACCAAGAAAUAGAUGAAUUAAAGCAACGCAAGUGUUGCUGUGUCCAUUGCGCCAGUGGAUGACUCAGGGAUGAACUUUCAGCAUAAGAUGUGGACAUUAGUCCUGAUCUCUAAUAAUUUAUUUUAAGCUGGUAUGACAGAUAAUCUUUUGUGACCAAACUCAGGUAUAUAAGUACAAAUAAAGCAAUUGUCAGCUCAUUCCAUUAAGUAAAUUAUUAUAGCUGCUGAAGAUUUUAUAGGCAUUUCAUUGUAGCACAUAACAUGAAUCCUUUCAUUGGAUUGAUAUUUUUCUGAUGCUAUGAUUUAAAAACUAGACAGAUUAUAAUUAUAAUAUUAUUACUUCAUAUUGGAGGUGCUGCUUUGAUAGAUAGUUUUGUAUUCUUAGGGAUAAUGUAACAAUACAACUAACACGUUUUGAAAGACAGUGUAGUAGAUUCUCGGCAACUUAGUUCCUGCCUCUCCUUAACCUGAUGGCUGCAGGUGUGACUGGGCCACUUCUCAACCUGCUGAUCCUAGUCAGAUUGUGAAUCCUAGGGUGCCACUGCUUUUUAGAAAUAUUCUAUAUUUAUUAGUGGAGGAGUGGUGGCAUCCAACUCUAUAGUAAUGUUUGUAUCAUAACAUGAUUUAAGUAUUUGUUUAGGACUUCUGUCAGGUAGUUAGACAAUCAAGAGUUUGUUUGGUGGCUAUUUAAGAAAAAAAAAUUAAUAGUUUUUUUUUUUUUUUUUUUUUUUUCUUUCUCAACUCCAAAAUCUUUGUGCCUACUCAGAGCCACCACAGACUCCACUGUUUGUAUGUAAUUACAUUGUAAUGAAGGUGAUUAGCAUAUUUAUCAGAAAAUUUAUGCUGUUACUGUUUGUUGCUAAAUGUUCUCGGGAUGGUUAUAUUUAUACAAUAGUUGGUGUAUAGUAUUAUAAGGUUGCUAUUGAUAUGACCAUAUCGAGAGUUAUUUGUUGAAUAGAAUACAACGAAAAGUUCCUCAGUAAUGUGAAGUUAUACAAUUAAUACGGGUAUUAUGCAGGUAUAUGUUUGUCGAAGUCUAAUGAAGCACUGUCUUUUAUUUCUGUUCUGUACUGCCCUGCCAAGUUAAUUCAGAUAUAGUAAUACAGUCUUACCCUCCAUAUAUGAUCAAAGGAUCCAAAUACCUCUAUUUCCUUUAUAUAUAUUUUGAUUAUUUUCAACAGAGUAACCCAGGUAUGCCUUAUAACUAAAGUUCCUGAUGCAAAGGCUUGUUGAAUAGUCUCUGCAUAUAUUAAAGUUAAAAAUGCCAAAUCUGUUGUAAAGUCUGUGGCCUUACAUAUACAAUAAAGGUGCUGAUAUAACUACAAGUAUGUGUUUUGGCCACAGGCUUUAGCUGUGCUCAGUUAUCUCUGUAGGUUUCACAUCAUAUUGCUGAAAUCAGUAACCCAGAAAAGAAAUAUUCAGGAAUAUUUUGAUUUAAAGAAAUUAAUUUUAGAAUCUAACUGCUAAGUUCAGAUGUUUAUCACCCAGAUGCUCAAGAUCUCAAUAGUUCAAAAGGUUUUUAUACAUGCCUGUGUAGUUGCAAAUGUGUAACAGCUGUUAUUUCUACUGAUUCCAAUAAAUGUAGGUACUUCGGGUACUGAACAAGUGAAGAAUUGGGCAUGAUUGAAGCUGUAUGAAUAGUUGCUUUAAUUUUUUUGAAAAUAUGGUUGGAUGUGCUUGUUGAUGGUCAGAUGUUCAUAUGUUUAAGUGAUUUAGUAUGUUUGUUAUGUGUUUUGCACAGAUGUUUGUAUGUACAGUUUUAAAGGUAAUGUUCCUUUGACCAGCCAUAAAGUAGACCAACCACUGGGGUAACACUGCUUGAUACUUGAUGCCAAAGUAGUACAACUUAGGAUAUAAAGUACAAAUGAUGCCUACCAAUAUUUGACAUAUUACUAAAUAACUUAGGCAAUUUUUGAUAAGAUAUCAGCUUUUGCUUUAUCCAAUCUCUUGUGCCAGUAUGCAGUGUUGGGCCAUUUUCUUGGCCACAGUUUUGUGCCACAGUUGAAAAGUGGCACAUGAUCUGAGUUUUCUGGGUUUGGCCUCUAAGCUUUGGUGUUGUGAUUCAGCACUGUGAAAUGUGUACUUCUGGGACAACUAUGUAUUAUUUUUUGAUAGUAUUGUUUUACCAAUCACUAUAACAGAAUUCAAAGUUCCUUGUAUAUACUAACAUGUUUUAAAUUGUAGAAAUGUAGUAGGAUUGGAUUUAUUUUCACUUCUUUCUUUUUGAAUAUUAUUUCACAUUCAGUUAAUUGUGUCUGUGCACAUAAUCCUUGUUUAUUGAUUCUUGUGGACAGGAUGCUACAGAUUUGUUCUGUUCCAUGAUUAUUUUUUCUUAAGACAUAUUUAUUUUCUAGAACAGUAUCAUUAGGGUCCUUUGUGGGAAUUUUGCACCUUGUAUGUUUUGACUUUAGCUCAAAGUCUGGUGUUCCAAGUUUGGUGAUAGUUCCUUUGCUCACGUUUUUUUCAACAUAAUUUUCGAAUUAUGACAAAAAGGAUUUUGUCUUCAUUAUGUUAUUACAAGUGUAACUUUUUUGGUUUUUACUUAAUGUACUCCACAACAAUGUGCUUGUAUGAGUGUACCAGUAAGUAAAGUGUCAAAAAAACUUGCUUGCUGAACAUUUGGAAGUAUGUAAUGAGAAAGAAAGACUUUCAGUAUAUAUAUAUAUUACCCUCUUUGCCAGUAUUUUGGUCAGUGCUUUUGUACAAUAUUUUGUGAUGUAAUUUUUCCCCAAGUUUGGUAUUUUUAUUUUUUUUUCAACCAAACUUGUCCAAUGUACAUUGUUCUUAGUGAUAGAUAGAUUUAUAGAUUGAAAUGUGACACUGAAUAAAAGAACUGUGGCAUUAAACAGUAUAUAAGCUUUUUGUGUGAUUGUAUUCGUCAAGUUACCAACUGUAAAGAAAAUGGAGAAAAUAUAAUUAUAAGAACUAGCAAUCACUGAAUCAUUUAAGUGUUAAGAGUUACAAGGGGCAUGCCAUAACUCAGUAUGUUACCAUAAACCUGUUCGUAUUUUAAUUUUUUUCCUGUUCUUUUUUCAUUUAUUAUUAUGUAGAAGUUAGUGGCAGAGUUUAUUUGAUCCUCUCACUUCUGUACAGGAGAAGGCAUUGGUUUCUACCAGAGUGUUCUCAUUUUUUUUUUUUUUUCUCUGUUUUCCUUUGGUUUUCUCAUCUCUCCUUUUUUCUCUCCUCUUUUACUCCUACCUUUGUUUCUUCACAUUUCAGUUUGCUAAUUUUCUUUAUAUAUCUUUCUUUCUUUAGCUUUAGACACAUAUUGUAACCUUGGAUAUCUUCAAUUUAUUCUGCAACUAUGACGCCUUUUUAACAGGAUUCCAUGCAGUAAUAAACAAUUUCCAUAUUGAUAUGCCAGCCAUUAGGAGGUGCUGAAUCAUAUAUUUGCCAUUAUAGAAUGGGCUUUUAUUUAUUUAUAUAUAUAUAUAUAUUUUUUUUUUUCCUUCUUUUUUCUUUUUCAUUAUUGUGUAGAUUAAAUGAAUUUGUUCAAUCAAACUUUAUUUUGCACACUGUAUUUACUUUUAUAUAUAUAUUUACUUUUUUUUUUCUCCUAUUAUGUUUUUUGUGUUUUUAUGUAUGUAAAACAAAAGUUUGUAACUGAUUUAUUGUGUUGUGUGGUAUUCCUUUGUUUCAUGUAUUCAGUGAUGAAACAUAUUUAUUUGUAAAGCAUUAAUUGAUCUACCUCAGUAAUGUACAUAAUAAUUUCAUGAAUUAAGCUUAUGAUUUUUUCCUCCUUUGUUCAUUGGUAGUGGUAAUUGAUGUCUAAGGAGACAUAUAUAAUAUACCUCAGUAAUUAUUAGCAACCUACCAAAACCGUUCCAUUGAUUCCAUGAUAAAAAACAUUUGUUCACUCCCAUUUCCCAUAUAAACAAAAUACCUUUCUAUUUCCAAAAACAUUUCUCAACUUUUCCCACUCUCUUUCCCUAUUUGCCUCUUCCUCAUCUUCAUAUUUCAUCUCUUAUCCUUCCUUUUCCUACACAUUUCAUCUACACAUAAAGCAUUUUAUUUCAUAUAUAUUUUGUCAAUUCUCUUGUUUAAUAUAGUAUUUAAGUAAAAAAAUCAAAUAAGUAUGCCAUAUUACCUCAGGACAGAUUGUAUGCUGCUAUACACAUUUAACUAUGCUAUAUAUUUUCAUCAGAUCCUACAUGCUUAGAGCCAGUAAUGAAAAACAAGCAUUACCCAUAUCAUAAAUAUAACAAGGAAAUACCAUUUAACAGUCAUCCACAUACCACUCAUCCACAAGCACAUUACACAAAUCACACCCGCAAACAACCCACCUGCGUUUACUGUUAAAAUCUUAAGAAGUGUUAUUUUACGCAAAAUGCAGGUGCCAAUCGUCCAUACCAGAAGUACUAGUCACCAUGAGCUUGUUGUGAGUAGACCUUUUGGUAUUGAUGGUUGCAGAAUAUUCUGAGAAAUUGAUGUAAAACACUUCUGCAUAAAUGUGCUGGGCGAGGGAGGUUCCUCACAAACACGCACGCGCCUGCUUGUGGUGUGUCUCUCUUUGUGGGGACCUUCCUCGAGCCAAGAAGAACACUCAAAAAAGAAGACAAAGUAUAUUUUUCUUUUUUGUUAUAUUUGUACAGAUACAUAAAUUUAAUGUUUAUUGACGAAUUUAAAUGAUAUGAACUCGCAGGUUGUCUUCCCCAACUUGUGCAAACACCCAUGUAAACAGUGAGUAUUAGAAUGAGCGGUGGUAGGGCAUUAUUUUUAUAGUGUGGGCAGUUGCCACUUUAUCUUGCAGUAAUAAAAAUGUCGAGUUUA
Messenger RNA from Penaeus chinensis, 7741 nucleotides. RefSeq names its product broad-complex core protein-like. The record is from RefSeq and is a predicted model, not a curated record. Gene Ontology annotation, molecular function: protein binding. The transcript is spliced from 5 exons. NCBI's taxonomy places the organism in Eukaryota, Metazoa, Arthropoda, Malacostraca, Decapoda, Penaeidae. Bases 148 to 1986 code for a protein of 612 amino acids. Gene Ontology annotation, biological process: regulation of transcription by RNA polymerase II. Gene Ontology annotation, cellular component: nucleus.